Molecule: messenger RNA, 3263 nt
Organism: Aegilops tauschii subsp. strangulata
Lineage: Eukaryota; Viridiplantae; Streptophyta; Magnoliopsida; Poales; Poaceae
Product: wall-associated receptor kinase-like 14
Biological process (GO): protein phosphorylation
Molecular function (GO): protein kinase activity; ATP binding
Source: RefSeq, a predicted model, not a curated record
AAGAUUAUUUGCGUGCUAAUAGUUGAAAAUCAAGUUUCUGUUACUGAUACAGUCAAAAGAGAAUCGACUCUAAAUAUAUUUUUUGGAAGAAGAUAUGAAGAAAAUGCUAACAGUAUUCAUGACUGUUCUGCUUGACCAUCUUGUCCCGACGAGUCGAGCUCACCUACAACCCAUUCAAACAAGCAACUGCACCUACCAAAAUCUCUCUCUAUCUCUCUCUCCCUGAAAUUGCAAGCUCGAGUUGGUACAAAUCUCCAGGUACGUACGAGAUGCGCCGUCUCGUCGUCCUGCUCCUUGCUGUCUUGCUUCCCCAUGAAACCAGCUGCUCCGCCGCCGCAGCUUCCGGCGACCGGUGCAGCCGCCGGUGUGGCAGCACCACCGUUCCCUACCCUUUUGGCUUCUCCCUCGGCUGCCCCAUCCCGCUGUUCUGCGACGCCAGCAUAUCCACGCCGAUCCUCCCAUACAUAGGAGAGAACGGCACCACGUACCGCGUGAUAGCCUUCAACUCCAACACCUCCACCGUCGUUGUCGGCCUCCCGCCGUCGUGCAGCCGCAGCGUCCCCGAGGCCAAGAGGGAGCUCUCCGGGGGCAACUACGGCGUGUCGUCUCGCACCGGUCUUUUCCUCCGCGGCGGCUGCAGCGGGAUCAACGCGUCGGCCGGCGGCGGAUGCAGCGUGCCCGUGGACGUCAUGUCAAGGCUGCUCCGCACGGCGCAGUGCACCGGCCUCGGCAGCGACACCUCGCCCGCCGCUGUGGCGUGCGUCGCUUCCGCUCCGCCAAACUCCACCGCGGCGGUGCAUGGCCAGUUUCUGCGGUGGGAGAAGGUCGAGAAGCAAAAGUGCGACGACGUGCUGACCUCCACGGUGUUCGUGCUCACGGCGGAGGGGACGGCUACGCUGGAGUUCGGCGUGGCCGAGCUCGGCUGGUGGCUCAACGGGACGUGCGGCGCCGGCGGGGGCGAGCGUUGCGCGGCGAACGCGUCGUGCACCGACGUAAAAACGCCUAGCGGGGAGUUGGGGCACCGGUGCGGGUGCGUGGCGGGGAUGGAGGGCGACGGCUUCUUGGCCGGCGACGGAUGCUACCUCGCUAAGCGGGUUUCCAAGAGGAACGUGGCUUUCAUCGCUGCAGGUGUCGUGGUGGGCGUGGCGGCGGCGGCCGGCGUGCUCCUGCUGCUCUGCUGGGCACGACGCCGGCGCUCCGGCGGCAAGGGCCGGCAGGGCUCCAGCCGGCUCGCGGCGAUGCGGCUGCUGUCGGAGGCGGCGACGUCGAGCGGCGUGCCGGUGUACUCGUACAACGAGGUCGCGCGCGCGACCAACUCCUUCUCCGACACGCACCGCCUCGGCACGGGCGCCUAUGGCACGGUUUACGUCGGCCGGCUCCCGGCGAACUCGACGGCGCUCGUGGCCAUCAAGCGCCUCCGCUGCCGCCUCGACGACCACGACGACGACGGCGGCAGGGCGGUGGCGCUGCUCCUCAACGAGAUCAGGCUCAUCUCCUCGCUCAGCCACCCCAACCUGGUCCGCCUCCUCGGCUGCUGCCUCGACCGCGGCGAGCAGAUCCUCGUCUACGAGCUCGUCCCCAACGGCACCCUCUCCCACCACCUCCACGGCGACGGCGGCUCCACGCUGCCGUGGCGCGCGCGGCUCGGCGUCGCGGCGGGCACGGCGGCCGCCAUCGCGUACCUGCACGCCGCGCGCCCGCCCAUCUUCCACCGCGACGUCAAGUCCGGCAACAUCCUCCUCGGCGCCGACCUCCGCGCGAAGCUCGCCGACUUCGGCCUCUCCCGCGCCGCGCGCGGCGCCGAGGACGCGUCGCGCUCCCACGUCUCCACCGCGCCGCAGGGCACGCCGGGGUACGUCGACCCGGAGUACCACCAGAGCUUCCACCUCUCCGACAAGAGCGACGUGUACAGCUUCGGCGUCGUGCUGCUCGAGCUCAUCACCGCCAUGAAGGUCGUCGACUUCGGCCGGCCGGCGAACGAGGUCAACCUGGCAUGCCUCGCGCUCGACCGGAUCGGCAAGGGGAGAGUCGAGGAGAUCGUCGACCCGGCGCUCCUCCGUCACGGCGAGGAGUGGGUCAUGGAGUCGGUCCGGCACGUCAGCGAGCUCGCCUUCCAGUGCCUGGCGUUCGACAAGGACGUCCGGCCGUCCAUGAGCGAGGUGGCCGCCGAGCUGUGCCGGAUCAGGGACGCCGCCCCAGGCUCCGGCAUGACGGACCUCGUCGCCGACGUGGGGCUCGAUGGACCGAACACCGCGGCGGCGAAGAAAGCCCGGUCGCCGGUGUCGGUGCAGGACGUCUGGGUCAGCGACCGGAGCUCGCAAUCGACCAACGGCUCCAUGCCACGCUUUCCGUAGCCAAGUUAUACCCCACGUGCACACAAGAAAGAUGAAAAUGUAACUUAAACAAUUUUUUGGGGGUGAAGUUCUCCAUGGUGAACAUUGUUGUACUUGUACAGUUGCACAUGUAUUACUAGCACAAGAGCAACUCACAGGUUCGAAGGGGAAACAGCGCCAUAGAAAUCAGCAACUUAGGUUUGACCAACGCGACAAGAUUGCCACAAGAGCACAAACUUUGGUUUGAUCAUCAUUGCAACAAGAUCAAACACAAGAGCACAGACAGAGUUGUUCCCAUCCGAAUCAUAUUGGCCGCAGCAUUGGAAAUACCCAGUAAUAGUUUUACAAGUGAAUCAUAUUCGCCGCAGCAUUGGGAAUACCUAACAGUUUUACAAGCUACAGAAUCGCACAACUUAUCCGGACUUAGUUUCCUCCACCAACCGCGCCGGGCCACAUAGAGCUUAUCCACACUUGGUUGUUCCUAUAAAUGCUGAACCCAUGGAGAGCGAAAGAGGCACACUAGCUAGUCCAGAACAGCAUACUACACCUCUAACAGGGCCUCAGCGAUUCAUCUCAAGAAGAAAAGUACAGGAUGUGCUACAAGGUGGAGUGCGACAAAUGCGGCAAGAUCACCUGGAAGGGGUGCGGCAAGCAUGUCGCGUCCGUCUACGAAGACAUCGAGAAAGGAAAGCACUGCACCUGCAAGGCGUGGCCGGGUGUUGACACAGAUGGGUCGUCCUCGAACACCAAAGAAGGAGGAGGAAAAGCUUGAGUUCUUGCACACGGAUCACUAGUUUUGCAACUACUGGACUGAAGGAGACUGCAGUUUUGAAUAAAAGCUUGCCUCUGCUAUCUGCUCUGUAUUUGUUUCUGGCUUCUUCGCUGAAGUCACUUUUGAUGGUAUAAUAAAACAUUCUGCAGUUGAUUGAU